Didymodactylos carnosus is the source of this 396-nucleotide messenger RNA. The record is from the annotation of a GenBank genome assembly. NCBI's taxonomy places the organism in Eukaryota, Metazoa, Rotifera, Eurotatoria, Philodinida, Philodinidae.
UGCUUUAGAACUAGCGCAGGUUAUGGUUAAUUCUACGUCUCCAACAAAGUCUUGGUACUCGCUGCUUUUCUUUUGUGUUACGGUGUUGUGUUCUUUCUCUACACACGCCUCACAAGUUAACGUUUUUGUUUCACUCUCCUCACAGGCGAACCAACAAAAUCUGGUUCAACAGCAGCCAACUUUCAUCGUGGUCUGAUUGAUUUCAAAGCACUGUUUACUGGUGGCAAGGAUAACACCACAAUUAUCAAAGAAGUUCAUAGUGAUGAAUUAUACACAAUUGAAAAGUAUCAAGAAGUUUUGGAUAAAAAAGCUCUAAGCCCUGAUCUUCGAACAUUGUUACAGCAACAACUUCAAAAGAUCAAAGAUCAAAAUAAAGCUGUUGAAUCAAUGGAUUAA